Molecule: messenger RNA, 1521 nt
Organism: Closterium sp. Naga37s-1
Lineage: Eukaryota; Viridiplantae; Streptophyta; Zygnematophyceae; Desmidiales; Closteriaceae
Source: the annotation of a GenBank genome assembly
AUGACAGCUAGCUCCCUCAUUUCCGCUGCCCCCCCUUCCCCCCACACCCUCACGCAGGAAAACGGCCCUAAUGUUGGCUCUCUGCCGCACACUCAGAGACCAGUACAGCCUGGCAGCGGUGACCAACGACAUCUUCACGGCGAGUUCCUGAUCAAGCACGCCGCCCUCUCGCCGCCCGGCCGCAUCCGCGCCGUGGAGACGGGCGGUUGUCCGCACGCCGCCAUCCGGGAGGACAUCAGCAUCAACCUGGGGCCGCUCGAGGAGCUUUCUGCUGAGUUUAAGGCGGAUAUGCUGCUGUGCGAGUCAGUCGGAGGUGAGUUGCACUGUGGUGUGGUGAACAAGACUGACCUGGCGCCGGCGAUCGGUGCUGACCUGGCGGUCAUGGAAACGGAUGCGCUUCGCAUGAGGGAUGGCGGGCCCUUGGUGUUUGCACAGAUGAAGCAUGGGGUGGGGGUACCGGCCAUAGUGGACCAUGUGCUCACAGCAUGGAGAGUGCCGCCACAGGCCAGCCCAGGAGGUGACGGAGCACUCUCCCUGGCAGGCCGCAUUCCCGCGUCGGAUCCCAUUCUUAAACUGGUUCAGAUGGCAGCAGCGUCGUCAGGGACUGUAGCAUCGCUAUAUGGCCUGUCGAAUGGCGGCGCCAGCCACGCCGCCAUUCGCGGCCCGCGCUUCGGCGCUCACGGUCGACGUGGCACGCCUGUCUCCAUAGCGACGCGCGCGGCACUCUCGAAUUUCGGAGCCGAUUUCAACACGUGGCAAUCCGCCACUGCGCGCCAAUGCGGGUGGUUCAGCGGGGAGAUUGGGGGAGUAUGGGUAACCAGCGGGAUUGCCGGUGGAUUGCGGAGGCGCGCGGAACGGAAAGGGGGAGUAUCUGCAGCGGUACGGGGUGCCGGUGGGGGGGGAGUGGUUGUUGUAGCGGCGGCGGGAGCGGAGCAGUCGCCUUAUGACGUGCUGGGAGUGGCUCGAGGCGCGUCUCAGAAGGAGAUUAAGUCCGCCUUCCGGCGGCUGGCCCUUAAGUACCACCCCGACGUGAAUAAAGCGCCCGACGCCCAGGAGCGCUUUGUGCGCAUAAAGCAGGCGUAUCAGACGCUCACAGACCCCGAUGCUGCUGCCAACGCCAAGGCGCGCGCAGCCUCCCAGCGGCAGCAGCAGCAGUGGGCGCGGACAAGCAGCAGCACCAGGGCGAGGGGAGGGUAUGGAGCGCAGUGGGACGCUGAUUUCAGUGGUCCAUUCGACCCGUUUGAUGCGUGGAAGGGGCCAACGAACAAGCCUGAUGACUUUUACAGCCUCGACGAUUUCUUCAAGGACCUUCAAAAAGACUUUGAGGAGAAGCACAAGGAGCGCGGCACUGGCAAGCCCAAGAGCCUGUGGGAGGAACUGGCGGACCUUGGAGAGGACUUGGUGGAUUUCCUGGAGAAGAAUAGCGCAGCAGAGCGUGUGGAGGAGGAGAGGAUAAAGAAGGAGCAGGAGAAGGAGAUUGAUGAUGAGCUUCAGAAGCUGAAGCGCGAGAUGGGGCUGUGA